AUGGAUGUUGAACUGCGGGUUCGAGCAAAGGGUUCGUUCCCUAGCGAUGGGGUCACCAACAUGGACUAUACUACAGACGAAAGGGAUCUAUUGAGGCUAGGCAAGAGACCUGUUUUGAAAGCAAGUAUCCCUAUUCUUGUUUCGACGCAGAGUCUAUUAAAUGGCGGGCCCGCGGGUGUUAUAUGGGGUUAUCUCAUAGUAUGGGUUGGCACACUGUCUACCUUCACUGUCUUGUCGGAAUUGGCCUCAAUGGCACCCACUGCUGGUGGGCAAUACCACUGGGUGGCCAUGCUAGCCCCUGACUCUUCUAGGCGCUUCUUAAGCUAUAUCACAGGAUGGAUGACGUUUGCUGGUUGGCAAGCCGUCACAGCAUCAGCGGCGUAUCUGAUAGGAACGCUUUUGCAGGGCGUCAUAGUUAUGGUAAAGUCCGACUAUACACCUGAGCCAUGGCAAGCUAUGCUCUUCCUCUGGGCCGUGUUAGCAUUCUCAGUCUUUAUCAACACCGUCGCUAGUAAGACUCUUGCUCAUUUCGAAGGGAUGGCUGAAGAGAUUAAGGAUGCCUCGAUUGUGGUUCCCCGCGCAAUCGUGAUCAGCAUCGUACUAAAUGGCAUUCUGGGAUUUGCGAUGCUACUUGCAUACCUCUUCUGUUUAGGAAACCUCGAUGCGGUUCUGGAUUCCCAGGCUUAUCUAGGAUACCCAUUCUUAUUCGUAUUCCUGUCCGGGACCAAGUCGAAGGCCGGAGCAGCCGUAAUGGGUCUAGUUAUUGUGGCACUCGGAAUUUGCAGUACAGUCGGCGUUUUAGCAUCAUCGUCUAGAAUGCUGCGGUCGUUCUCGCGAGAUCGUGGUAUACCUUUUUGGAGGCAUUUCAUGAAGCUGGCUUCGCGGACAUCAAUACCCAUCUACACCAUCGCUUUCACAGCCACCGUGUCCCUACUCCUUUCUCUCAUCAUUCUCGGUUCUAGCGUUGCAUUCAAUAACAUCGUAAACCUUAGCGUGGUCGGCCUUUACUCUUCCUAUCUGAUAAGCUGCAGCCUACUACUCUGGCGCCGUCUACAACCUCAAAGUAUUUCGCCCUACGACCCCGAUAUUGUGAGGGUUGGCCCGAACAAUCUACAUUGGGGCCCCUGGCGUAUCCCAGGGGUACUAGGCAUACUUAACAAUGCAUUUGCCUGCAUCUACCUCUUCGUCUUAUGGUUCUGGGCAUUUUGGCCUCCAGCCACGCCGGUGGAUGCCCAAGAAAUGAACUUUAGCGUACUAACGUUUGGGUUUGUGGCUCUCUUCGCGGUUAUCUGGCACUUCGUACAGGGGAAGAAAGAAUAUAAAGGUCCGAUAGUAGAGAUAGACUGUUGA
Hypoxylon trugodes is the source of this 1350-nucleotide messenger RNA. Its product is annotated as putative GABA permease. Gene Ontology annotation, biological process: transmembrane transport. Gene Ontology annotation, cellular component: membrane. Lineage: Eukaryota; Fungi; Ascomycota; Sordariomycetes; Xylariales; Hypoxylaceae. The coding region runs from base 1 to 1350 and encodes 449 amino acids. The transcript is spliced from 8 exons. Gene Ontology annotation, molecular function: transmembrane transporter activity. The record is from RefSeq and is a predicted model, not a curated record.